GUCGGUGUUGGGGGCCCUUAGGGUUGGGGUGUCAUGCUUUUUUUCUAGAAUUAAGUCUGAGAUAUUUGGGUCCACUUUUACCCGCAACUCGAGAGUCGAAGCCUUCUUCUUGGCUAUCCGACCCUUGGCUGGCUUUGACAGAGGAUUUCAAUGCUCGUGUACGCUGAGUGAGAAUGUGGUAAAUCUGAAGAGAUGGAAUUCGUGAGCUGGAAUCGGCCAUCUCGUGAAGAUCAAAAGAAAUGUCUUGACAAGUGCGCCACAUUCAACUAUGACGCUGAAUACAGAGGAGCCACUGCGUAUUCACUCAAACAAGAUACAGAGCUUACCAAAAGGGGCUUCUUCCUUAACCAUUCCCGUGUUCUAGUUGGUUCUGGAUCUGCCGCUUUUGAAAAAGGCAAAAAAGCCCUUCAGACCUGGAGGCAUUUCAGCCUGAACUGGACAUUUGUGGAUCCCAAGAGUAGAAUCGGAGUUGGGGAGAAAUUUUGUGUGUGCGUGAAGGAAUUCUUGCCAUGGGUUAUGAUGCCUUUACAAGUGCUGUAUGUUCACGAUCAAACCAUAAACAAAGACAAAGGGAUGAUGGCCUCCUUCAGUUUUGGUAGUGGAACUCUUCAAGGCCACUUGUUGGCCGGGGAAGAGCGGUUCUCAAUUUCUUUGGAUGAGAAUGACAAAGUUUGGUAUGAAAUACUCUCCAUCUCCAAGCCUGCCCAUUUUCUCUCUUUUGUGGGAUACCCCUACGUACUACUUCGACAGAAAUCAUUUGCUCAUCAAUCAAGUAAUGCUGUUAGAAAAUACUUGGGACCUUGAUUAGCUCCAUCAUAUAUAUCUUUAAUCUGCUCAGAGCCGUUUCUAAUAUAGUAAUUGUACUUGAAUUUCUUUCAAUCUGACCCAUGUACUAUCAUAUUUUGUUCAUUCUAGUGCAAACUGAUUCUACUUUUAGUCUCGGGACAAUUAGAUGAGUCCUUUUUUUGGUUCUCAAGUUUCAUUUUUCCACUUUUGGUUCCUUAAAUAUAGAUUUAUGGUCCUUUUGGCCACUUAUAUCCAAUCAAUUUCUGUAGAAAUUCCUAUUGAUUUCCACCGAGAAAGUAGCCAUAGUUGUAUUGUACGUAGUAAAUG
This is a messenger RNA of Cuscuta epithymum, 1113 nucleotides long. The record is from the annotation of a GenBank genome assembly. NCBI's taxonomy places the organism in Eukaryota, Viridiplantae, Streptophyta, Magnoliopsida, Solanales, Convolvulaceae.